GAGAACGCGGUCACAGGGGACGGCCGCAGCCCAUUUGCUGGGCUCUAAUUUCCCCCCAAAUCCACUUCCCUCAUUCGCCUGCCCGCCCCUCUGCGGCGUGCCACAGGUUCAAACUCCGCCCCGCUUCCUCACCAGCAACCCUUUUCUCUCUCAUUCUCGCGCCCCGAGGCCUGACAUUAGGGUUUCUCCUCCAUCCCAACCCCAAAUUUCUCCCGCCGACGGAUCUACGUUCUGUAGUGAUUGCACCGGUCGUUGGCGUUGCUUGGCUUGCUGGAAGCCGCCAUGGCUUCCAAAGAUUCAUCUUCCGCUUCCGCUAAACCCUCGCAGUCUCAGCAGAUUGCUGUGGUUGGAGAAGAAAACUACACUCCUGCAGAUGUUAUGGAAAUUAUUGAUUCCUUGAAGAAGCAAGUGUUUUAUGAUCGUCGUGCUUACAUUAAGAAAAAAAUGGAAGAGAACAAGCAGAGUCUCAUUAACAUGACACAACUGGUUUAUAAUCUAUCGUUCAGAAAUUGUUCGGAUCAUAAUAAUGAUUUACAUGCAGAUUUAUUAACUAGGAGACAAGAUGACGCCUUAUGUACACUAAAUAGUCUUGAACAAUCAGGAGAAAAGGAUAGUGGUAGUUGCCAAGAAGAAAGUUCAUAUGCAUCCACAGCUGUUCUUAUUGGCAACAAUUUUGGUGGAAAGAAUGUUCAAUUGAUCAAACUGCCUGAAGUGCCAAAAUUACCUCUCUAUACUACAUGGAUAUUUUUAGACAGGAACCAAAUAAUGACUGAGGAUCAGUCAGUAGUUGGUCGUAGAAGAAUUUAUUAUGACCACAAUGGUGGUGAAGCUUUAAUCUGUAGCGACAGUGAGGACGAUAUUGUCGAGGAAGAAGAGGAGAAAAAAGAAUUCGGGACUAUUGAAGAUUUCAUUAUUCGUUGUUUGAUUGCUAGAAAUCUUUUGUGUGGAUUGAAGACUUGUAUGGAAGUGUUCCAGUACAUGAACAAUAUUCAAGAUGAUGGAACUUACAGGACAACUGAUGGUGUGAUUUCUCUAAUCGAAGGGCAUGGCAAGGUUAUUGAAUUGAGAACAAGGUCAAGGUUCUUGAGAAGGCGUGGUAGAGUUCGUCGCUUGAAAUAUACAUGGAAAUCAGCUGGCUACCAUUCAAUUAGGAAAAGGAUUACUGAGAGAAAGGAUCAACCGUGUCGCCAAUACAACCCUUGUGGUUGCCAAUCUGCUUGUGGAAAGCAAUGUCGUUGCUUGCUUAGUGGGACAUGCUGUGAAAAGUAUUGUGGGUGUCCUAAAAUUUGCAAAAACCGUUUCCGAGGUUGUCACUGUGCUAAGAGCCAAUGUCGAAGCCGUCAAUGCCCAUGCUUUGCUGCUGACAGAGAAUGUGAUCCUGAUGUUUGUAGAAAUUGUUGGGUGGGAUGUGGUGAUGGUACCUUAGGUGGCCCUAAUCAAAGAGGAGACAACUAUGAAUGUCGCAAUAUGAAGCUUCUGCUGAAGCAACGGCAAAGGGUAUUACUUGGAAGAUCUGAUGUUUCUGGCUGGGGGGCGUUCCUCAAGAAUAGUGUUGGUAAACAUGAAUAUCUGGGUGAAUAUACCGGGGAAUUGAUCUCUCACAGGGAAGCUGACAAGCGUGGAAAAAUCUAUGACCGGGAAAAUUCAUCCUUUCUCUUUAACCUCAAUGACCAGUAUGUUCUUGAUGCCUACAGGAAGGGCGAUAAAUUGAAGUUUGCCAACCAUUCUCCCGAUCCAAACUGCUAUGCUAAGGUUAUCAUGGUAGCUGGUGAUCAUAGGGUUGGGAUAUUUGCAAAAGAAAGAAUUGGCGCAGGAGAGGAACUAUUUUAUGACUACCGUUAUGAACCUGAUCGUGCUCCUGCUUGGGCCAGAAAGCCUGAAUCUUCUGCCUCAAAAAGGGACGAUUCACAACCAUCCAGUGGCCGAGCAAAGAAGCUUGCGUAAUUUUCUGAACAUGUUACUUAUUUUUCCUAUCCAUUGACACCCAUUUUUUGGCCAAUUGUUUGAAAUUAAAUCAUUGAUUCUAAGCUAAACAAUUCCUUCUGGGGGGCAUGCGGAGUUUCUGAUAUUAUGUAUAACAUUCCGUAGGCCAAUUAUUUGGUGCGCCAUCUAAUUGACAUUGACUCGCUUAAUCUGUUGUAUCAAUAUUAUGUAUAACAUUCCGUAGGCCAAUUAUUUGUUGCAAGAUGUUGAUCUCAUUAAAAAGGGAUGUUAUUUCAAUUCA
Zingiber officinale is the source of this 2224-nucleotide messenger RNA. RefSeq names its product histone-lysine N-methyltransferase EZ1-like. The record is from RefSeq and is a predicted model, not a curated record. Gene Ontology annotation, molecular function: histone methyltransferase activity; protein binding. Gene Ontology annotation, biological process: chromatin remodeling. The transcript has 11 exons. The coding region runs from base 283 to 1944 and encodes 553 amino acids. NCBI's taxonomy places the organism in Eukaryota, Viridiplantae, Streptophyta, Magnoliopsida, Zingiberales, Zingiberaceae.